AUGGAAGACGCGUCAAGGGGCCUGUGCUUUGUUGCUGUUGCUGCUUCCGUCUGUCCUGAGGUGCUGCUAUUCUGCUGCAGCUUCCCUCCGGUGCCGCAGCAGCAGCUGCUGCCGCCACUGCCGCAGCAGCAGCAGCAGCUUUUUGGCGGGGUGGAUCUGUGGCGAGGCAGCGCCGCCCUCAAGUACAGACUGAGGCCCCCAAUCCCCGGAUGCCGUGCCACGGGCAUGGCCUUCUUGAACGACAGCAGCAGCAGCAGCUGCGGCAGCAGCAGCAGCAGCGCAAGGCCCCUGCUGCUCGCUGUGCGGUGGGCGCUGCCCUGCCCGGCUACUGGGGGGCCCCUCAAGGGCCCCUCAGAGUGGAUUGCUGUGGCUGUUUGUCUUUAUUCGCCCACAGCUUUAGGGGGGGCCCCAUGCUUGCCUGUGUGGGGUCCUGCGGCGUCUGCAUCAAUCAAGGGCUGCUUCCUGCAGAAUCAGCAGCAGCUGCUGCUGCUACAGCAGCAGCAGCAACAGCAGCAGCUGCUGCAGCCGCCGGUUUCGGGCGUCUACGGCGGCACGGACGCAACCGCAGCAGCAGCAGCAGCAGCAGCGGCGCGAGACCCGUUCCUGCUGCAGCAAAGCAUCAAGCCUUCGCUGCUCGGCAGCAGCAACGGCAGCAGCUUGCUGCUGCAGAGCGCCUCAGGCUGGGAUCUGUCGAAGAGUUGGAGGGGAACUGGUGCUCCGCGGGGGCCCUUAGAGGCGCCUCUCUCUGGCGUUGGCGGCUUUAGCAGCAUUGCAGCAAAAGAUUCGAUUUCUCCGCUGCAGCAGCAGCAGCAGCAGCAGCUCUUUAGGCAGCAGCAGCAGCUGCUGCUUCAGCCGCCGUACGGCACUGCGAGCAGUCUGGGUUACUUAGGGUUGAGCAGCAGCGGCACUUCUCUAGCGGACAAGGCCCAGCAGCAGCAGCAGCAGCAGCAGCAGCGGUGGCUGGCGCUGCACCGCCUGGGGUACCGGCAGCGGCUGCAGCUGCACGAGCAGCAGGAAGAGCAGCUGCGGCUGCUGCAGCACCGCCGGGCGCAGCAGCAGCUGGAGCAGCAGUCUGGGGUGUUUGCGCCCGGCGCAGCAGCAGCAGCAGCAGCAGCAGAUUUAGAGCUGUUCCCGCCCCACAACUCCGCAACAGCAGCAAUGCAAAUGGGGCACCUUUGGGGGCCCCCAGGGGCCUCUUCUUUCCCCUUCCGGCGGCGGCUGCUGCCCCCGAGGCGAGACGCGCCUUACCAGCUGCCGCUGCUGCAGCGCAGCAGCAAGGCAGCUCUUCCUGCUGCAGCUGUUUACGGCCGCGCUGCGCAGCCGCUGUGGGCCUCCAGGGGCCCUCCCCCGCUGCUGCACGGCAGCCGCAGCCUCGGAGGGGGCCCCCUGGGGGCUGGGGGCCCCCCUGGCCCUCUGGGGCUGGGGGCCCCCCUCGAUUAUAUGGCUGUAGAUGCCCGAGAUGAGGCCGCCGAGAGAGGGGGCCCCGGGCUGCUGCCCAUGCAGCAAGAUCCUUGGCCGGCCUUUUCUGCCUUUUGA
Messenger RNA from Eimeria tenella, 1536 nucleotides. RefSeq lists its product as uncharacterized. The transcript has a single exon. The record is from RefSeq and is a predicted model, not a curated record. Lineage: Eukaryota; Apicomplexa; Conoidasida; Eucoccidiorida; Eimeriidae. Bases 1 to 1536 code for a protein of 511 amino acids.